UCUCCACUGAUCAGCUUCACCCAUGUCUCGCAGAGCCAUGCUUGCAAUUCCGAAAGACGAUAGAAGAUGGAGGAACUCCGACUUUUCGGGCUGAAAUGCUCCUUCCUGCUCAUCCUACCUUGAAAUCAUUCUCACCUCUUCUUCGUACGAAAUCGCAGCAUAUACUCUCCUCGGACUGUGAUCUGCUGCCUGAAUUUUAGCUUCUCGUGAUCUUGCUGCGUCAUUCAGCAAGAUAUCUACUGUUGCAGAAAUCGGAAUGGAGCCAGCAUCCACUUCGACUUCUGCUCGGGCCUCUUCCACACUACCUGCGACAGAUCUGGACAUUGAGAUAGCCCUGCUUCGGUCUAUUGUCGAGUCCAAACCAGUCGGGAGGAACAAGCAUGUCAUCAUUGUACGACUUCAAGGCGAGAUCCAACGCAAAACGGGUCUAUUACUCGAAACACAAGAGAUAUGGGAUAAGCUAGGAGAGUUUUACGACUUGGACGCCUUGGACGGGAUGGCUACCUCAUCGAAUGAUUCUCCACCUGGAUCGCCGACCGGCGGAUCUCGCAAUACACAAAACAGAGCCUCCCUUUCACCACUCACUUCUGCAUCCCCGACUCCUUCUGAUCGACCUCCCUCGAGAUCAGCGAAAGGAACAGAUGCGGAGAAAGUCGGGACCAAACCAUUGACAAAGCGGUCAGGCGAACAGGAACAUGCGGAAGGCGAAACGGGAGAGACACCUGAGACUCGAGAGACAACAUUAAAGCCAGGGUCAGGAAGAGAAAGCAGACGGGUUUCUGAUCGUUCGAGAGCGAGCUUAAGAGGGAAAAAGAAGCCCGAGCAGGUUGUCCCUGAUACUCCGGACGAAGACGAAGACGAGCAAGACGAGGAGGAGGUAGAAGAUGAAGGAGACGAGGAGGAGGAGGAGGAUGAGGAGGAGGAGGAGGAGGACGAGGAAGAGGACGAGGAAGAGGAGGAGGAGGAAGAGGAAGAGGAGGAGGAAGAGGAGGAUGAUGCGGACGAGAACGCUGACGAUGAUGAGGAUGAGGACGAUGAAGAGGAAGAAGCUGAGCCUGAACCCGAACCUGAGCCUGAGGUCGAGGUUAAGCCGCCGAGGAAGCGAGGCAAGGGCGGCGCCGUGGACCGUCGUCAAUCAAUGACUGAAGCGUCAACAUCCGCUGGUACUCGUAAAGGCGGAGGUCACGGUGGAAAUGGUGGAGGAGGACGUGGAAGGUCUAGCAGUCUAAGUGAAGAGGACAGUGAGAAUGGCCAUCCAAAGGGAAGAGGCAGGAAAGCAGCUCCUACAGUUGGGACUGCAGGAGGGAUUAAGAGAAAGCGGGAAAGUGUAGAUCCUCAAGCUCAAGCCAAAAGCAAGGGCAGGCGUGCGGUCGAGGAUGACAGUCAGGACAAGCGUCGUAAAAGGAAGUAGGUGUACGGCCACUCCCAGUCCUGACUCCUACUGCUUUUUGGUCAAGUUAUAUGAGUAAU
Kockovaella imperatae is the source of this 1470-nucleotide messenger RNA. RefSeq lists its product as hypothetical. Gene Ontology annotation, biological process: regulation of DNA-templated transcription. The record is from RefSeq and is a predicted model, not a curated record. Lineage: Eukaryota; Fungi; Basidiomycota; Tremellomycetes; Tremellales; Cuniculitremaceae. The transcript is spliced from 4 exons. The coding region runs from base 257 to 1411 and encodes 384 amino acids. Gene Ontology annotation, cellular component: nucleus; H4/H2A histone acetyltransferase complex.